CUUGCAGCUCAGGGGGGCUCUGCCGUACCCCCAUCCCUCUCUCUUUGCAAAAAAGUCAUGAAGAGCUCCGCACAGCCCGUACCGUGCGCGUCACCUUCUGUAUGAUCUGCAAUUCUUUUUCCCCCCUCUCCUUUUUUUCCUUUUGGAUGUCAGUCGCAUCAAUGAAGAUAUUUCCUUUGGAGUCUACCUUGUAGGAACGGAUUUCCCAAUGUGAACUCAGCUGAAAAGCCACCGCUAAACCAACAUGUCUCGCCGCAAGCAAGGCAAACCCCAGCACUUGAGCAAACGGGAGUUUUCGCCUGAGCCACUGUCGGGCAUUUUACCAGAAGAAGACUCUCAGGACUCUCCCAGGCUGGGAGUGGCCCAGGGUGAGCCCCUGAAAGGGGACCAAGACCUGCUGACCUGCGGCCAGUGCCACUCCCGCUUCCCCCUGGCUGACAUCCUGCUGUUCAUUGAACACAAGCGGAGGCAGUGCCAUGGGAGCCUCUGUACGGACAAGCCUCUAGAUAGGCCCCCCUCGUCCCCACUUGCUUCGCCCCUCUCCACCUCCUCUUCCUCACACUCGCGGACCCACCAUCAGCACCCACGGAGGGCCUGUCACCCUGUGGAAGUGGCCGUUCAGGUGUCGCCACACGACGAGGAUUGUUUAUCUGGCCCCUUGCAAGGAAUAAUCCCCAAGCAGGAGAAUAUCACAGAUAAAGAUGAGCCCAGCAGUUACACCUGCACCACGUGCAAGCAGCCCUUCACCAGUGCCUGGUUCCUGCUCCAGCAUGCCCAGAAUACCCACGGCUUCCGCAUCUACCUGGAGAGCGAGCCCGGCAGCCCCCUCACCCCUCGUGUGGCUGCAGCACCUGGAAUGGGGGGUGAUUGUGCCUCCUCCCAGCCCCCACUCCAUGCCGUCCACCUGGCUGAUGGCAGCCCCUACAGCCUCCUGAGGAUGCCAGGCUCCGGGUCUGGUCGGGAUGCAGCCUCCACCCCUCGUGAGGGUCGUUACCCCCGGACCCCACCGCUGUUUAGCCCCCCGCCGCGCCACCACCUCAGCCCCGAUGACCUCGCCCUUGCCACCCACCACCCCAGCGCCUUUGACAGGGUGAUGAGGCUCAACUCAGUGCCGCUGGAAGCCCCUCCAAGCAUGGACUUCUCCAGACGGCUACGCGAGCUGGCAGGGAACACGACCGGGUCGUCCCCACCUCUGUCCCCUAACCGGCCCAGCCCUAUGCAACGGCUGUUGCAGCCAUUCCAGCCAGGAUCUAAGCCCCCAUUCUCAGCCACGCCUCCUCUCUCCACAUCUCAGUCACCUUCUGCGUCACGCUCCACGCCCAAUCCCGUUUCCAACAUGGCCCAACCCGGUACCCCUCUUAAGACAAAGUCUUGUGAGUUUUGCGGGAAGACCUUCAAGUUCCAGAGCAACCUAAUCGUUCACCGGCGCAGUCACACAGGGGAAAAGCCAUACAAGUGUCACCUGUGUAACCAUGCCUGCACACAGGCCAGCAAACUGAAGCGCCACAUGAAGACCCACUGUCAGAGCAAGUCUUCGGCACUCAAUGCCAAGUCAGAUGACGGCCUCUCGACUGCCAGCUCCCCUGAGCCUGGGACCAGUGAGCUGAUCGGCAGCGCCACAGAUGCUCUCAAAUCAGUGGUUGCCAAGUUCAAGAGCGAGAACAAUGGCCUGAUGCCUGAAAAUGGAGAGGAAGAGGAGGAAGAGGAGGAGGAGGAGGAAGAAGAGGAGGAAGAAGAGGAGGAGGAAGAGGAGGAGGAAGAGGAGGAGGAAGGGGAGGAGGAGGAAAUGGAGGGCGAAUCUGGUGGAGGAGGAGGAGAGGGAAGGAAUGACUAUCGUUUCAGCCUGCGACUAGAAGGGGCCCGGCAUCACCAGAACAGCGAGGCUCUGCACCCGCACCGCCGCAGUACAUCUCAAGAGCCCGGUGAUGAGGACUCGGCCAUGGAGUCAGACCGGGCAGAUGACUGCGGGACCACCACUACCAUCAAUGGCCUCGGCUCUCUUCCCACCGACAGCCUAUCCAGGAAGCUGCUGGGCGGAGGGGUCAGCCCUGGCUCCCUCAGUCCCCUUUCCAAGCGCAUCAAGGUGGAGAAGGACCUGGAUCCCCCUACACCCACCAUCCCAAACACGGAGAACGUUUACUCCCAGUGGCUAGCCGGCUACGCUGCUUCGCGACAACUCAAGGACCCCUUCCUCAGCUUUACAGGCGGGGACUCCAGACAAUCGCCCUUUGCCUCCUCAUCAGAGCACUCGUCGGAGAACGGCAGCCUGCGCUUCUCCACUCCGCCCGGCGAGCUGGACGGGGAACGCGCGGCGUCAGGACGCAGCGGCACCGGCAGUGGGGCCAGCACCCCCCACGGCAGUGGCGGGAACGGGCGGCCGAGUUCCAAGGACGGCCGCCGCAGUGACACCUGUGAGUUUUGCGGCAAGGUGUUCAAGAACUGCAGCAACUUGACAGUGCACCGGCGCAGUCACACCGGGGAGCGUCCCUACAAGUGUGAGCUGUGCAGCUACGCCUGUGCCCAGAGCUCUAAGCUCACCCGCCACAUGAAGACCCACGGACAGAUGGGUAAGGACGUGUACAAAUGUGAAAUCUGCCACAUGCCUUUCAGUGUGUACAGCACUCUGGAGAAACACAUGAAGAAGUGGCACAGUGACCGCCCUCUGGCUAAUGACAUUAAGACUGAGUAGGCAGAGAGCAGCAUGCUGGCAGCUCUCUCUCAGCUCCCCUUGGCUAAAUAGCGACCCUGGCUAACUAGCAGAUAAGUGAGGGGAGAGGACAACAGGGUUAAACACCAGUACACAGUACAGCCCUGUUACCAUCCCCCCAUUGGAAAAAGCUGAAUGCAUGAUCCAUCAUCGGGGCAAUACUAUUGCAUCGAACGCAAAACUUUUUGAGCCUUUCUAUUGUGCAAUAAUUUACACGUUUUGUACUUUUUGUAACUGGACAGCAUGCUCGGUGUGUUUUGGCUACUUAGAAAGAUAAUUGUCCUUGGCUGGUCGGUUUGGUUGUAGUUGUGUUGCUGUUGAUACUUUUGAUUUCUUCAACAUAAAAAAGUUAGGUAUGAGAACCCAUGCUGCAUACAUACUGUUUUACAUAUCAUGUACAGUUUUGUGUUCAGACAUAGUAGACAGUGGCAUAUUAUCAAAACGUCAAGACAAGCAGGGUCACAUUUUAAACUGAUCUUUGUGAAAGAUUUUCCAUGCAAGAUUGAGAUAAGAUAUAUAUAUAAAAAUUGGGCUGCCUAUGAAAUGCUAGGCACUAGCGCCAUUAAAUAUUUCCUUUACAAACAGCAAUGAAAUUAACAAUAUGGUGUGAAAAACAAACAACAAAGAGUGCCUUGGAUAUUUUACCUGCAUUAGUUAAUCCUCCUUUUUUUGCUAUAAGCUUGGAGUUUCAGCUAUAGAAGAUUACAGGACAUGUGUGUGCACAUAUGGAAUAAGCAGGUCCUUGCAUCAAGCACCUGUGCGACCCUGUCGUUUUGUGACUUAGCAGAACAUAAAGAACCAGCUGAAACGAAAAAAAAAAAAGAAAAAAAAAGAUGAUGUAUAUCUCUGGUAAAUCAUUUAUCUGCCUGACUCAUGUAUAUUGUUAUUCUCCAGAUUAUGAUUCUGUUUACUGGCAUGUUACAUGCUAAAAAAAGGAGUUCGGUGCGUGGAGUUUAAGUUUUGGUUUAGGUGUUUUAAGUUUCCCGGUACAUGUGUACCAUAUCGAGAGGGUACUCUAAUGAGUCGUUCUAAUGCUACAAACGUAAAGCUCUUAAUGUUCCAGAGUGUUUUAUUUUCUUUGAACAGUAAAGGUUUGCAGUUUUUUGUAAGUAGCACAAAACUAUGUUGUCAGCAUUGCUGGGAUCUUCGGUGUCAGCCAGGCAGGCAGUGUAGCCAGCAGUCACUUGACGACUAGAGAGAGGGUUUUAGUUGUUCUAAGCCAGGCAGAUUUGGGUGAGGGUGGGGCAGGGGGGCAGGGGAGUCAAGGCGGGAGAGGGUUCAGGUUCUGGGAGGUGGGAGGGUUAACCAGGUGUCUGUCUCUACAAUUCAAAAUUGUAUCUCCUUAUAGCGCUUAUUUCUCUUUACCAUGUUAGAUAUUAGAUGUCCUUAAGUAAUCUGAAACUCUUUUAUUAACUCACAUUGGAAAUAAGCUAAAAACAGAAGCCCAAAUCAAAUGUCAAGAGUUUGAAUUUGGUGAAACAGUUUUUUUUUUUUUUUUUUUUUUUAAAACAACCAUGCCCCCCUCCACACACACAGUGUUUUAAAAGAUUAAAGGAGCCUUUCACAUGUUUUGUGCUCUUUUGAGUUCACACGCUCUAGACCUCAUUGUGGUAGUUUUAGCAUUUUUAGCUUCAUCCCCUGUCAUUGUUGAUGAUAUAGCACUUGUCACUCUGCCUUGGAUUCUGUAUCUGUCUCUCUAAUCGGAGGUACAGUCGGUUGAGUAUAAAUUAAGGACCGGAUUUCGGAUCUGGGACUAACUACGUGCACUGUUCAAUUUUCCCAGUUUACAGUUGGACGCUCAAGGGAAAACUUGCUCUUAUGCUGACAGAUUGAUGUUGUGUCAUUGCUUCGCAUAGAAAAAAAAAAGAAAGAAAAAAAAAGAUCUAGAAACUGUUGCCAGCCAUGUUUUCUCCCAGGGACUAAGCAUCAGUUUGGCUCCUGGGGUAUCAACGCAGGAACCGCCAUAGAAAUAUCCUGCUUCAUACCAACUAUAGAAAUAUACUGCUCAAUACAGAAAAAAAAAUUGUUUUCUACAAAUUUGAUUAAAAAAGAUAAGUAAAUUGUGUUGUUGAUUUUUUAAGUAACACUUCAAUAUCUUUAGGGGAGAACUCUAUUUAAAUUUUGUUUUAAUUUUUAUUGUUUAUUGUUGUUUCUCUUUUCUGUCUUGGUGAUUCCCAGGACUUGAUCACUAUGUAAUGAAUAUGAAAUGAACAUGUCUCUCAUCUUUUUUUGCCUUCGCUAUACACAAGUCUUCAGGUUGAACAAAAAUUUGCAUUGGGGAGAGAUUUAUGAUGAUAUAUGAAUAUAUAGAGAGAACUUAAACACAUAGGAAAAUGCACACUCAUGUAAGUUCCUAUGUUAAAAACACAUUUAUGGUCUACUUUUUUCCUGUAUUUAGAAUGGUAUUUGAAAUUAAUGUUCACUUAGUGUAGGCACUUAUAGUAUUUAUGUUGGAGCCUGUAUUUUUAACUGUUUUGCCUGUACUCUUUAAAGGUUUCAAUGUACCCUUUUUUCUGUAGUGAAAAAAAAAUCCCAACAAGCUGCCACCGUAUAUUUUCUUAAUUUGGCAGGAUAAUAUAGUGUGAAUAAUUUGUAUGCUUGAAAAUAAGUAUGUUUUUGAAAAAUAAAAUGUUGUGGCGUUCCCCAAGGGUGAGAGGUCAUAUGAUGGCCUUUUCAGGCAGUCCCGCUGGAGUAACCACAAUGAGGUAAAAACAGGUGGUUGUACAUAUCUUUUUAGUUUGUUUUUAUAUUUUUCUCCUGCCAUUUUAUAUGCAGUAAUACAAGCUAUUGUUGGGUUUUCUCGUUAGUCAACUUUUUACUGUCCUUUCACAUGUACCACCUGAUGACAUUCCAGCCGUUUUUGAAAAAGACCUAUAGUCAUAUGCAAUCAAUCCAACAUGAAUCCGAACAUUUACUGCAGUUUUUGUUUUGUAUUUUGUUUAUCUUUUUUUUCAUUGCCAAAAGAAACAUGGUGCUUUAUAAUUUAAAUGUGGUACAUCUCAUAUGCAAAGCAUAUUCUAAAUGUAACAGAAAUCAUUAAGUGAGGUGAAAAAGAAGAAAGCUUGGUACAUGUUUUCAUCAAUGAUGGUAAUGAGGUACAUUUAAAUUUUCAGUCUGAUUUCAUCCUGUUUUCUGUAUCUGCUCACCAACAUGUUUGUUCUGAGCUGAACUUGAACUUGACCUCCUGCAUUGGUUGACAUUAUUUAUUAUUACUAUACACACACAUACACACGCUCUGUUCAGAACAGAGCCACCACAAAACAAAUCAGUACAUUUUCUCUCUCGUGGUGAAUUCUGAUGGUUUCUUUUCUCUGUUUGAUGACCAAAGGUCAUUGACCACCAGUUAUCAGUUCUUGCUCUAUAUAGAGAUUUUUUUUUUUUUUUUCAUUUAUGGAGAUGCCACUCUAUUUUCAGCUGUUGUCUGCAUUAUUCUCUUCAC
Molecule: messenger RNA, 6146 nt
Organism: Myripristis murdjan (pinecone soldierfish)
Lineage: Eukaryota; Metazoa; Chordata; Actinopteri; Holocentriformes; Holocentridae
Product: B-cell lymphoma/leukemia 11A-like
Exons: 3
Coding region: 245-2689 (814 amino acids)
Biological process (GO): regulation of transcription by RNA polymerase II; negative regulation of dendrite development
Cellular component (GO): nucleus
Molecular function (GO): DNA-binding transcription factor activity; RNA polymerase II cis-regulatory region sequence-specific DNA binding
Source: RefSeq, a predicted model, not a curated record